Messenger RNA from Chionomys nivalis (European snow vole), 1711 nucleotides. RefSeq names its product multidrug and toxin extrusion protein 2. Gene Ontology annotation, molecular function: antiporter activity; xenobiotic transmembrane transporter activity. The transcript has 17 exons. Gene Ontology annotation, cellular component: membrane. The coding region runs from base 1 to 1710 and encodes 569 amino acids. The record is from RefSeq and is a predicted model, not a curated record. Lineage: Eukaryota; Metazoa; Chordata; Mammalia; Rodentia; Cricetidae. Gene Ontology annotation, biological process: xenobiotic detoxification by transmembrane export across the plasma membrane.
AUGGAGCCCGCAGAGGACAGCUUGGGCACGGCCAUCCGGCUUUCGGAGCCACCUGUCGUCCCGCAGUGGCGCAGCCCCUGGGGACUGCGGGGAGCGCUGUCCCCCGACGUGCGGCGGGAGGCGGCUGCUCUGGCGGCGCUCGCGGGCCCGGUGUUCCUGGCGCAGCUGAUGAUCUUUCUCAUCAGCAUUGUCAGUUCCAUCUUCUGCGGACACCUGGGCAAAGUCGAGCUGGACGCCGUGACACUCGCUGUUUCCGUUGUGAAUGUCACCGGGAUUUCAGUCGGAACUGGCUUGGCCUCAGCUUGUGACACACUGAUGUCCCAGUCCUUUGGAGGCAGGAACCUGAGGCGCGUGGGGGUCAUACUCCAAAGGGGCAUCCUCAUCUUGUUGCUCUGCUGCUUCCCCUGCUGGGCCAUCUUCCUCAACACAGAGCACCUGCUCCUGCUCCUGAGGCAGGAUCCGGAAGUCGCCAGGCUAGCCCAGGUUUACGUGAUGAUUUUCAUCCCUGCUCUUCCUGCGGCGUUCCUAUUCCAGUUGCAGACACGGUAUUUACAGAGUCAGGGCAUCAUUAUGCCCCAAGUUAUCGUUGGGGUCGCAGCAAAUGUUGUCAACGUGGGAAUGAACGCCUUCUUGCUGUUCGCCUUGGACCUCGGAGUGGUGGGGUCAGCCUGGGCCAACACCACCUCCCAGUUUUUCCUGUCUGCUUUGCUUUUCCUCUACGUGUGGUGGAAGAGGAUCCACGUUCACACCUGGGGAGGUUGGACGAGGGAGUGUUUCCAGGAGUGGAGUUCCUACAGCCGCCUGGCCAUCCCCAGUAUGUUCAUGGUGUGCAUCGAGUGGUGGACCUUCGAGAUUGGGACCUUCCUUGCAGGCCUUGUUAAUGUGACGGAACUGGGGGCCCAGGCUGUCAUCUAUGAACUGGCUUCUGUUGCCUACAUGGUGCCCUUUGGCUUUGGUGUGGCUGCCAGCGUCCGAGUGGGCAAUGCUCUGGGGGCAGGGGAUGCUGAGCAAGCCCAGCGUUCCUGCGCCACUGUUCUCCUGUGUGCUGGUGUCUGUGCGCUCCUGGUGGGAAUUCUGCUUGCAGCCUUGAAGGACGUGGUUGCCUACAUAUUCACCAAUGACAAGGACAUCAUUUCCCUUGUGAGCCAAGUGAUGCCCAUUUUUGCUCCCUUUCACCUGUUUGAUGCACUUGCAGGCACCUGUGGCGGGGUCCUGAGAGGUACAGGAAAGCAGAAGAUAGGUGCUAUCCUGAACGCCAUCGGUUACUACGGGUUUGGUUUCCCUGUCGGAGUGUCUCUGAUGUUUGCUGCUAAACUUGGGAUAAUAGGCCUCUGGUCUGGACUGGUUGUCUGUGUUUUCUCCCAAGCUGUCUCCUAUUUAAUCUACAUCAGGAGGACGAACUGGAAUAGAGUCGCAGAGCAGGCACAAGUUCGAGCUGGGUUAAAAAGCGGCAAAGAGACGAUACCCACCCCAGCAGAUCUGCCCAUCUUGGAAAGAGACGCUAUCGAUGGAGUGAUUUUGCCAGACAUCGUCAGACCGGAGGUCCAGACGGGUCCGCUGGUAGCAGAAGAAAGCCAGUAUGCAGUGCCCACCGUCGGGGAGAUCUUGACGGGGAGACAGCUGAUCGUCUAUCGUGGCAUGGCCCUGGCUGUUUCCAUUGCCGUCCUCAUAGCAGGAAUCGUAGUGCGAGUUCUCAAUGAUGGUGGUUAAG